AUGGAUGCACACUACAUGAUGUUCACAUGGCCAGACGUGACGGAGGCCAACAGCUCAGACAGCCGCGGGGAACGCCUGGACUUCUUUCUCAAGCAGGAAGAGGCCGCCGGGCCCGACUCCAGCUUCAUGGGUCCCAACGAAUCAGAGGAGGCCGGGGGCGGGGCCGUGGCGUCGGUAGCCAAUCUGAAGGCGGCACUGAUGAGUAAGAACAGCCUGUUGUCACUGCGGGCGGAGAUGUUAGGAGAAGAUAACCCCCUGCUGUACGAGUACCUGCCCAAAGGAGCACACUCCCUGUCUUUGAACGACUUCACGGUGAUCCGCAAGAAGUUCAAGUGCCCCUACUGCAGCUUCUCGGCCAUGCACCAGUGCAUCCUGAAGAGGCACAUGCGCUCCCACACCGGGGAGAGACCCUACCCCUGUGAGAUCUGUGGCAAGAAGUUCACCAGGCGGGAGCACAUGAAACGACACACACUGGUCCACAGCAAGGACAAGAAGUACGUGUGCAAAGUCUGCAGCCGGGUGUUCAUGUCGGCCGCCAGCGUGGGCAUCAAGCACGGCUCCCGCCGCCACGGCGUCUGUGCCGACUGCUCCGGCAGGGGCAUGGCGGCGCUGCUGGACCACCGCCACCACCACCACCACCACCACCACGGGGGAGAGGAGGAGGAGGAGGCCGGCGCCGGGGACAUCUCCCCAGAGGAGGAGCUCUACCCCGGCGACCACCACCGCUUCCACGACGACCAGGCCAACGAGUGCGACGGCGACGGCGACGAGGAGAUGAUGGCGGAGGGCGAGAUGGAGGCGGAGAUGGAGGGCGAGAUGGCGGGGGAGGGCGAAGGGGAGGGCGAAGGGGAGGGGGAGGGGGAGGGGGAGGAGAUGGCGCCAGCGGCGGGGAGGGGCAAGUGGAAGGACUCGGGGAUGGCGCGGCAGGCGGCAGAGGAGGACAAUGAGAAGGAGGAGAGCGACUCGUCUGCGCCGGAGGGCGAGACGCGCAACGGCAGCGAGAAGGACUUCGGCUGGAUCUCCUAGGGGCCUCUCCAGACGCCGCCGCCACUGAUUGGCCCCUUUCACCGACCGCAGUUGAAGUGAUCGCUGCUGCCGUGACCUCUUGAGGCCCAGAUCUCUGGCCUCUUUGUGGCCUCCUCAGGUCGGACAGCGGUCAGGGAAUGUGUAGAGCGAUGCGCAACGACCAUCUGAUACCGUUGUGGGUGACACAGUCAAGCACACACACACACACACACACACACGCACGCACGCACCCACACACUCAGACACAGAGACACGUGCACACAUGUACUUACAUGCACUCGACACACACAGCAACACAACAUAGCAACCUUGAGCUAGGGAUGUGACGGCCAUAUUGGAAGGAGAGGGACUGACGAUGGCUUUCGGGACAGACUUCUCCUGCUUACCUCCUUAUCCUCUUCUGAUGCAGUGUUCCUUUUGUCUACUAUGGUUUCACUUUCCUUUUCCUCCGUGUUCCAAGGGGAUCAAGCCAGAGUACCAUCGUUUUGUACUCUACUGUUUGUGAGAAAUUUGGAAAUAUGUAAUAGACUCGUCCAAGGACCUGGCUGGACCACAGCUUUUUUUGCUGGUUUGCUGUCACAAUCACCAUGGAAACCAAGGAUUGGAAGACAAGACGUUGGUGCCGGUGGGCGUGCAGAGAAAGAGAGAGAGAGAGAGAGAGAGAGAGAGAGAGAGAGAGAGAGAGAGAGAGAGAGAGAGAGAGAGAGAGAGAGAGAGAGAGAGAGAGAGAGAGAGAGAGAGAGAGAGACAGAGAGAGAGAGAGAGAGAGAGAGAGCAAGAGAGAGGAAGAGCGUCUGGAUGCUAUCAGCUUCCAACUUUUUCUUUCUGUUUUUCAGAUGGAAC
This is a messenger RNA of Gadus chalcogrammus (walleye pollock), 1869 nucleotides long. RefSeq names its product zinc finger and BTB domain containing 46 (gene zbtb46). Gene Ontology annotation, biological process: regulation of immune system process; negative regulation of transcription by RNA polymerase II; regulation of cytokine production. The coding region runs from base 1 to 1026 and encodes 341 amino acids. The record is from RefSeq and is a predicted model, not a curated record. Lineage: Eukaryota; Metazoa; Chordata; Actinopteri; Gadiformes; Gadidae. The transcript has 4 exons.